CAAGACUCCGUCGCGAUCACCAAUUUCUCCUUUCAAGGCUCGGUUUCCUGACACUUCAACGGCUCUGGGGAAUUGCUCAAUCAUCGUUCAACUCAACACCCUGUUUUCAUGAACCAUUAAAACAGUUACGUCGAUAUCUGAAGACAAUGGACUAGUUCCGAGAAAUAAUUGUAACGGAACUUGAAGGAGGACAAUGAAAUCUCAGACAAUGAACAUAACAAUGGUAAUGGGCCACAAUCGGCCUGCAAUAAAUACAACAGCGGAUACGCUUUGGAUCUUUCUUUCCAACGUCCACCGUUAACCUCCCACUCGAAGUAUUACCAUGGCAGAUCCAGCCUUUCCAUACUUUCCCAUCCUCGCCUUAAUUACAUCCAUUCUAGUUCUCAUACCCCUUCCGUGGCAUCUCCAGCAAUGGAAUACCGGAACCUGUCUUUUCAUGCUCUGGUCGUCGAUCAUUUGCCUGAUCUCGUUCGUUAAUUCGUUAAUUUGGCAUGGAAAUACGAGGAAUGUGGCACCGAUAUGGUGCGAUAUAUCUUCACAAAUAAUUCUAGCAUCCAAUGCCGGAAUCGCAGCUGCAACCGUUUGUAUCAGCAGAAGGCUGUACAUGAUCACGGCACUUCGGGGUCUCUAUUCAACGAGAGAAGAGAGACUCCGUGCUCUCGGAAAGGAUUUGAGUAUCUCGAUAGGAAUACCUGUUCUUGUUUGUAUUCUGCAUUUUAUCGUGCAGCCGUAUCGCUUCGACAUCUUAGAAGACGUCGGGUGCUAUCCUUCGACGUAUAACUCCAUCUUGGCCUACGUCCUACAUUUUAUGUGGCCCAUUGCCAUGGGUCUGAUUUCAUUUAUUUACGGCUGUCUUGCGCUCCGUCUCUACCACAUUCGCCGUGCAGAAAUCUCACGCCUGAUGGCUGGUGGCAAACAAAACACUACAUCUCUCACCGUAUCACGCUACUUCCGUCUCAUAGUCCUGGCAUUGAUCCAUGUCAUGUGUACCAUUCCAACUGGUGUCUUUGCAAUAUACUCCGGCGCGACUCAGAUGGAUCCACGAGAGGGUUCUGUUCGCCGUGACUGGGGCAAAGUGCGGACCAUCCCAAGUGAAGAAUGGAGAGGCGAUAGAAUAUGGCAAGGAAUGGUCGAGAUCAACCGAUGGAUGGCAGUUUUCUGCGGAUUAGUCUUCUUUUUGUUGUUCGGCUUUGCAGUGGAGGCUCGGAAGAGCUAUUCGACCGCAUGGAAGUGGUUGGUCAAGAAAGUGCAGAGGCGCGAUGAACAGCUACCCCGGUACAGACCAAAAUGGAUGAGUUGGAGCAACAUGAGUAUCAUGAGUGGUAGUACCGUUGUUGGUGACAACGAAACCUUUAGUGCCAAACGCUUGUUGUCUUCGCCCUCUGUUCGCUCCUCGAAAGUUGCCUCCAUUACUUCAACUAUGAAACCAUCCUCCUUCUCUAACAAUGACACCCCCCACUCCGUACGAGACUCGGAGUAUGACGAGGUCCAACUUUCGCCCAUCUCUGCUCCCUCUCCAGAUAGCAGCAGUUUAAUUAUGACUACCCCCAGCACGUCCACCCCCUUGGCUGUCCCUGAUCACAAUCGUCCACACACCCAUACACGAAACUCCUCGAUAAUGUCAUUCAAUCCCACCACCGGAAUCGUUCAGCCACUCGUCAAUAUUAACCAUGAUACCGUCGCCCAUGUCGACCAGCAAGAUGAUAGUCAUGCUGACGAAGGGACGAUAACUUAUUAUGUCGACCCGAAAUACGGACUUCUUUCGAAGAGAGACUACGAGGCUAUAUAUCAUCCUCAUAUUGCAGACCUCUCACGUUAAUAGGAUGAAGCCCAGGAG
Marasmius oreades (fairy-ring Marasmius) is the source of this 1837-nucleotide messenger RNA. RefSeq lists its product as uncharacterized. The transcript has 6 exons. The coding region runs from base 323 to 1819 and encodes 498 amino acids. The record is from RefSeq and is a predicted model, not a curated record. Gene Ontology annotation, biological process: G protein-coupled receptor signaling pathway. Gene Ontology annotation, molecular function: mating-type alpha-factor pheromone receptor activity. Lineage: Eukaryota; Fungi; Basidiomycota; Agaricomycetes; Agaricales; Marasmiaceae. Gene Ontology annotation, cellular component: membrane.